AUGGGCUUCAGGCAUAAGGGCCUCAACUACGCGCUGAACACAAAACGCUUCCCGCCAUCGAAAAAUGGGAAAUACGGGACGUGCUUCCAAUUUGGGAUGAGGAGAUUUGGUGUUGGAGAAAUCAUCUGGAUGGCCGAUGGGAUAUUUGGGAAAGAAGCCAUAUCCCAGGGCCGUGUCAGAUUGAAGGCUGCCUGGCUGUCGUUCCUGGGUCAAUUUGGGCUCGGAAAGACAUACGUUGGCGUAUCCUACAAAGUGGAUGGCAAACGAAAGUAUUGGUAUACACCGAGUGUCCCGGUUGAGCACCAGGUUCUGCUGAAAAAAGCGUCGGAGGAGAUGGACAAGCGAGGAACACCGGAAAAAUGGAGGCGCCUAAAACGCUUCCUGGGUCAAUUUGGGCUCGGAAAGACAUACGUUGGCGUAUCCUACAAAGUGGAUGGCAAACGAAAGUAUUGGUAUACACCGAGUGUCCCGGUUGAGCACCAGGUUCUGCUGAAAAAAGCGCUCGAAUUACAGUUGGCCGAGGAGCCGUCGAAGACAUAUGGGUUUCCGGUACCGCUUGCGCUGCUGGUGAUGCCUGAUGAUCCGCCGUUGAUAAAAAUUACUCAUCGAAGGGCAGACCAGACAGCGUGGAAUGAGGUGAAAAAGCGUCCCCUCGACUAUUUUGGGUGGGACAACAAUUGUGGGUGUUACGAGGGCAUGAUCACGAUACUGCGCACGUCUACCGGCGGCUACGAGAUCUCAUUCAAUACCCAUAAAGGCCCCUUCCACUACACAUCAACGGAAGAGAAUAUGAUUGCAACCUUCCUGGUGGUCCGCGACCCGGCCAUUGUUGGGGUGAAGCACCAUCGCGCCGGGAAACAACCGAUCUCUAUGAUGUUGACCCGCGGCAAGGGCACGCCACGCCCGCCUGAAGAACAUGUUCUGAAGAGAAUCCGCGACUGGGAAAGCGUCAAGGCACAGCCAUUUAAAGUAAACUUCAAUCCGCAUUUUCCUAUUUACGAGGUGAUGCAUUUUUUCGAUAACGACGAUGAUCAUCGACCUCAAGCGGAGGACCGCCACUUUGGGAUUUCGCCACCAGAGCAU
This is a messenger RNA of Mesorhabditis spiculigera, 1083 nucleotides long. The record is from the annotation of a GenBank genome assembly. NCBI's taxonomy places the organism in Eukaryota, Metazoa, Nematoda, Chromadorea, Rhabditida, Rhabditidae.